AUGGCCCAGCCGGACGGUAUCGGCAUCGCCGCCGCCGCGGCCAAGAGGCCCGCCUUCGACUCCUCCAGCGUCAGCGGCUCCUCGACGAGCGACGAGUCGGCUCGCAAGCGCAGUCGCAAGGAAAGGAAACGCAAACGCAAGGAUCUCAAGAGGCGCCACCGCGAGCAGCAGGAGCAGGUGCAGGAGAAGGAGCAGGAGCAGGAGCAGGAGCAGGAGGAACGGCAGCGAGCAGAGGAUGCCGACGUCGCCGGGUCCUCGCGCAGCACGACGCCCUCCGGCGCCGUCAAUGGCCACUCCCGUCGGCCCGGCGCCUUCGAGCAGCGCAGAAACAGCCUGAGCAAGGCGGCCCGCGACCCGAGGGAUAAGCCGCGGGCCAAGUCGAGCGUCGUCGUCGCCGGCCAGUCCCAGAAAGCUCGGCCGCCGAGCCCCAUCAUCGACUUUGACGGCCUCAGCCGGCCUGGCAGGGGCACCCGUCGCCGCGUCGACGAGGAUGCCGAUGCCUCCGAGGAGCGUCUCCAGAAGAUGCGCGCCGCCGUCCGCACCCUCCUCGAGUGCGUCGGCGAGGACCCCGAUCGCGAAGGCCUCCUCGAGACCCCCUCGCGCUACGCCAAGGCCCUGCUCUUCCUCACCAAGGGCUACCAGGCCAACGUCGACGACAUCCUCAACAACGCCAUCUUCAACGAAGGCCAGAACGAGAUGAUCAUUGUCCGCAACAUCGAGAUCCAUAGCCUCUGCGAGCAUCACCUCGUGCCAUUUGUCGGCAAGAUGCACAUCGGCUACAUCCCGUGCGAAACCGUCAUCGGCCUCUCCAAGCUGCCCCGCAUCGCCGAAAUGUUCGCCCGCCGCCUGCAGAUUCAGGAACGGCUGACCAAGGAGGUCGCCCACGCCAUCAUGGAGAUACUCAAGCCGCAGGGCGUCGCCGUCGCCAUGGAGUCGAGCCACCUGUGCAUGGUCAUGCGCGGCGUCGAGCAGACCUCCUCCACCACCGUCACCAGCUGCGUCCUCGGCUGCUUCGAGCGCAAAUCCAAGACGCGCGCCGAGUUCUUUAGCCUCAUCGGCGACCGAAGGUCUUGA
This is a messenger RNA of Drechmeria coniospora, 1074 nucleotides long. RefSeq lists its product as uncharacterized. Gene Ontology annotation, cellular component: cytoplasm. Bases 1 to 1074 code for a protein of 357 amino acids. Gene Ontology annotation, molecular function: GTP cyclohydrolase I activity; zinc ion binding; GTP binding. Gene Ontology annotation, biological process: tetrahydrobiopterin biosynthetic process; tetrahydrofolate biosynthetic process. The transcript has 2 exons. Lineage: Eukaryota; Fungi; Ascomycota; Sordariomycetes; Hypocreales; Ophiocordycipitaceae. The record is from RefSeq and is a predicted model, not a curated record.